Molecule: messenger RNA, 1573 nt
Organism: Diospyros lotus (date-plum)
Lineage: Eukaryota; Viridiplantae; Streptophyta; Magnoliopsida; Ericales; Ebenaceae
Product: protein JINGUBANG-like
Exons: 2
Coding region: 141-1358 (405 amino acids)
Molecular function (GO): protein binding
Source: RefSeq, a predicted model, not a curated record
GCUAUGAUGAACCAAAUUAAAAGACAAUAGGUGUGCCUCGACGAGUUCCCCCUGGGCAGGCCUAGAAGAUGGAGUGACGCCUUCAUCGUCCCCUGCGCUUCCUUCUUAUAAGCAGACCACUUCUCUCUCUCUCAAUUAUAAUGGCGGCCCAUCUAGAUCGCUGUUCAGAGGAUGAACAUCAAUGUCGCUGCAACCUUCUGCACCAUCACUCAUCCUCCCUGAAUUCCCAGCUCAGCCUCCCAUCGCUUCCUUCUCUCACCACCGGCCUCCGCCCCGCCGCCCACUACCACUGCAUCGCCACUUUCAAACCCCACCACUCUUACACCUCCUCCCUCGCCCUCGCCGGCAAAUUCCUCCACACCGGCUCCUCCGACAAACAAAUCUGCCUCUGGAAAUGCGCCACCCUCACCUCCACCUCCGAUCACCACGACGACCCCGUCCCCCACACCGUGGAGGCCGGAAACGGUGCCAUCAAGUCCCUGGUGGUUCUCGCCGACAAACUCUUCAGCGCCCACCAAGACCACAAGAUCCGGGUGUGGCGAAUCGACGGCCGCGAAGCCGACCGGCAUAAGCUCACUCGUUUGGCCACCCUCCCCACGCUGGGCGACCGCGCCGCCAAAAUUCUGGUUCCUAAGAACCACGUGGAGAUCCGGCGGCACAAGAAGUCGACGUGGGUCCACCACGUGGACGCCGUCUCGGGGCUGGCUUUGUCGAGCGACGAAACUCUGCUCUAUUCGGUUUCGUGGGACCGGACGCUGAAAAUCUGGCGGACGGGCGACUUCAGGUGCCUGGAAUCAGUGAGGAACGCCCACGACGAUGCGAUCAACGCCGUGACGGCGUCGCCCGACGGCCGGAUUUACACCGGCUCCGCGGACAAGAAAAUCAAGGUGUGGGAAAGAAACCCGGAAGAGAAGAAGCACACACUGGUGGCGGUGCUGGAGAAGCACAACUCCGGGAUCAAUGCGCUGGCGGUGAGCGGCGACGGGGCGGUGCUGUAUUCGGGGGCUUGCGAUCGGUCGAUAGUCGUGUGGGAGAAGCGGGAGGAGGGCGGAGAGAUGGCGGUGGCCGGCGCGCUGAGGGGCCACAGCGGGGCUGUUCUGUGCUUGGCGGUGAAGGCAGAGCUGGUUUUCAGUGGGUCGGCGGAUAGGAGUGUGAGGGUUUGGAGACGGAUUGGCGGCGGCGGCGGCGUAAGCUACUGUUGCUUAGCGGUGGUGGAGGGGCACGCCGCGGCGGUGAAGUGCUUGGCGGUGGGGUAUAAUCAGAGCGAGCCCGGUGAUGCGACGUCGUCCUGUGUUCUAUACACUGGAAGCUUGGACUCUGACGUUAAGGUGUGGAGGAUCUCUUGCCCCGUCAUUUAGUGGGCAGCCACCUCCCGUGUAGUGUAGCAUCCGAUGAGAAGUUAAUCUUCUCAUAAAAUUUAGAAUUUUACUUCUAUAGUUUUGAUGAUGGUAUGGUGAAGAGACUUAAGUUGACAUGUCAGUUAUUAUAUCUAGAUAAUUAUUUUAAUAAAAUGUAUUUUACACAAGUGUGAUUCUUUUAACUUUUUUUUUUUUUUUUUAAUAACUAAUCUUUG